CUCCUGUUGUCCCCCCCACCUCCGCGUCACCUAUCAUACCGUUCUCCCUCACGCUAAUUCUGUUGGCCUUUGUGGGUGCUGGCUGUCCCUGUCUCAUCGCUGUCUUUCCUUCUUCUUUCCAAAUGGAGCUACAUAGGCAUUCUGCUUGCAGCUGUUUGCGCGAGAAAAAAAUUUUCUGCCAUGAUGUUCUGAUGAAUUCUGAUGGCACAAAGGUCCGCGAUGUGUCACAAUCGGAUGUGCCGCACUCACAGGGAUUCCCUUCUAUAUAUCACUCUGACAAAUCCCUUUGCUGACUCUACGAAUUCUCAUCUUUUAGUGGAAUUGUUUUCUUUUUCCAUAAUCUCCACGUCGAUGGCCAGCUCAAAUCCACCACUCGCCAACCCGCUAGAUGUCCCGCGGAAAAAUCUGGCAAAUAGAAGGGGAAAUUUUCAACCAAUGCCACCAGCGCCUACACAAACACCAACGAAGCCGGACCCCUUCUACGCCCAGGAGGAAAUAUCUCGACUCUGUGCUCGAUUCAUCACCCAUCUGUUUGCCUGCCCGGAGAAUCCACCCGCGGCCAGUCAGUCGCAAGCUAAAUUACCAUACUUCAUCGCGUAUGCCUUCCACCGGACGAAACUACAUCCCUCUGUCACCUUCGCAGCUCUUAUCCUUCUGCAGCGGCUGAAAGCUCGCUUUCCCACUGCUCGCGGCUCCUCUGGCCACCGACUGUUUCUGUCAGCCUUCAUGAUUGCUUCCAAAGUCAUUUGCGACGAUACUUACUCGAACAAAUCUUGGACGAUCGUGGGGCAGGGCAUGUUUAACCUCCGGGAGAUUAAUCAAAUGGAGAGAGAAAUGUGCCUGUAUUUGGAUUGGGAACUCACCGUCGACAACACCCUUCUCACCAACUUUGAAAGUAUGGUGAGAAGGGAUUUCAAGGCAGCGGAGGGCCCAUAUCCGAUGUAUUCUCUGCAAAUGGUGUCGAAACGUGCAGUCCGAGCCGCCGCAUCCACAUCUGCGACUCCCCUUCCGGAGCCACAUUCUACGACCAGCCCUAUUCCCAUGUUUGGCCACGGUCGCCACCCAUCACCGUCCGCUUCCGAGUCAUCGCCUAAAAGACGGAAACGCAGCAAGCAGUAUGUGGAUUCUCCGCCAGAGACCCCAUCGCCGUCUUAUUCUGCCUCGACGUCGCCCGCCUCAUCUGCCUCACCAGCCACGCCCGUCGGUCCCAACGACUUUACUGCCAAGAUACGGGGGAUCGAUUCACCGCUUGGGUUCUCCAUGGCCCGCAACAGGCAAAAAGAUCGGACACUGUCGCAUCCACUGAAAACGCGCAUGUUCUCUCUCGCCAGUACCACGUUGUGGUAGCAUUUAUCUUAUUUUUUUUCUGUUUUCUCACAUUGCUUUGUUCUCGUUCAUUUCCGUUCAUUGCAUCAACUUAUCUCUUAUCAUCUCUCCGCAAGCAUUCCUACAUCUCAUCUUGUCUUCUUCCUGCUUCAGUUAACCUUGUACGAGCAUGGACCAUAUCACCUAUACCUCCGCUCAUCAUACCUCCAACCAGCAUACUUGCUCAAAGAGAGAUCGGCAAUCUUAUUUGUUUGCAUUGUAUCACUAACACAGGAAUUUUACUUACCUCUCGGGUUCAUUGUCCGUCAUUUGCACAUGUUAUGGUUGUUACAUUAGUCUAUAUACUUAUAAAUCCAUUUACAUGCAUCUGUAUGUUGCGGGCAAUACAUGUGUUCCAGGGAAAUGAACUCGUUUCGAUUGACCUUGUGGGCGCUUGACAAUUCAUG
Guyanagaster necrorhizus is the source of this 1772-nucleotide messenger RNA. RefSeq lists its product as uncharacterized. The record is from RefSeq and is a predicted model, not a curated record. Lineage: Eukaryota; Fungi; Basidiomycota; Agaricomycetes; Agaricales; Physalacriaceae. The coding region runs from base 352 to 1347 and encodes 331 amino acids. The transcript has 3 exons. Gene Ontology annotation, cellular component: nucleus; cyclin-dependent protein kinase holoenzyme complex. Gene Ontology annotation, biological process: regulation of cyclin-dependent protein serine/threonine kinase activity. Gene Ontology annotation, molecular function: protein kinase binding; cyclin-dependent protein serine/threonine kinase regulator activity.